AUCAUAAGUGUCAAGAUGAUGUCAUCAAGACUGUAUAAUAAUCUGUAGUGUAAGCACCUUUUUCUGGUAUUUGUGAGAGUAUCUGGUGAUGGCUUCCUGGACAUUACACAUAGCUAUAAUACCACAAUAUAGGCAAAAAUAGGAAGAAAUACUAAAUUAUAUCAGGUUUUAAUAAGUCACAAAAUACAAUAGAGUUCACUUAAAAGUAAUAAGAUAUUUGAAUAUAGACAGAAUCUAAACUUUUGAAGAUCUUACCUCCCAACAACACUUUUCUAAAUGGAGUAUGCUCAGAGGCCAAAAGCAGAGGAAGAGCAAAAUGUGGCUAAAGUCCACAAGGAGGAGGAAGUGAACAUGGUUGAAGGUGGGGAAGCAUACGAGCAUCAGUCCCUGUGGGCUUUCCUCCCAGACGUGUGUUUGCAACGGGUUUUCUGGUGGCUCCACGACCACGACCGAGCCCAGGCAGCUCUGGUGUGCAACCAAUGGCACCACGUCAUCCACUCCCCGUCGCUAUGGCGGCACCGCUCCUUUCUCGUGUCCGGAUGCAUCUUCCAGAGCCGCCGCUCAGAGCUGGAGAAGGCUAUCAGCUAUGUGAAAUCCUACGGCAGCUACCUGGAGACCCUGGAGGUGCUCUUCAUUCACCCCAUCAACACCGUGGUGGCCCGACGCUUCCAGCUGAAUCUGCGCUCCCUUCUCGCGGCCCUGCGCCAAGCUGGCAGCCGCUUGCGCUCCCUAACGAUCCACCGCAUGGAGCUGGACCACUCAGCCUGGUGCCGCAGCAUCCGAAACGCCCUGGUCCGCAGCAUGACCUUCUACCUGCUUCGCCAAGGCUCGCACCUCAGCUACCUUAGCCUGAGUGGGGCACGCUUCAACCUCGACCAGGGCAUGCACGUGCUGGAGGCCGUGGCGGCCGCCCAGCAGCACGUGCACCUGAGCCAUCGCCCGGGCCUGGCCACCCUGGACCUGCAGGACUUCUUUGCCCAACCCUUCCCCGUCUACAACAGACCCAACUUCGCCAGUGUCGUGCACAGGUUUCAAGGCUUGUGCAACCUCACGCUGAACUACAGCUGCAUGUCAGACGACCUGCUAAAAGCCCUCGCCUCCUGUUGUGUUGGUCAGAACGGGGCUGGCUCGCUACGCUCCUUCACUGUGCACUGCCACGUACUUGAGCCCCACUUCCAGACAAUCAGGGGAGAUGCCUGGGCCCUUCUGGCUCGGAGGUGCCCUGCUCUGAAGGUUCACAUGUCUGUGGAGCAGAUCCUUGCCAUCGAGUGGCUUGCACGCAUCUUACUCCGUGAGGUCCCCCUACAUUCUCUCAGCCUUACCAGCUCCUAUUUCAACGAGUUCAACUGGACUGCCAAGCCAGCACUUGCCAGCCUGAUCCCCAUGUACAGAAUGUGUCUACAGAAACUGAUUCUGGACAUCAAUAACCAUCAUGAACCUGUGGAUGAGGAACUGAUGGAGGUCGUCACCGUGUGCACCAAGCUCACAUACCUGAAGGUUUGGGCCUUUCUGGACAUCAGUUUCUUGGAUAGACUUCUGCAGAAACGCCUAAAGAAGCAAUGCAUUCUCAAGACCAUAAAAGUGCGACUGUACACCAACAAACAUGAGACCCGCGAGGAGGAUGAGAUGUUGGAGAAGCUCUUCUCUCGCUUCAGACAACUCAUUGACUCAGAGCUCAACUACUUUGCCAGUACUUAUCCUAUGUUCUGAUGUCUGAGUGGCA
Messenger RNA from Electrophorus electricus (electric eel), 1723 nucleotides. Its product is annotated as F-box only protein 39. NCBI's taxonomy places the organism in Eukaryota, Metazoa, Chordata, Actinopteri, Gymnotiformes, Gymnotidae. The record is from RefSeq and is a predicted model, not a curated record. Gene Ontology annotation, molecular function: protein binding.